This is a messenger RNA of Lathyrus oleraceus (garden pea), 497 nucleotides long. RefSeq names its product MYB-like transcription factor ETC3. Gene Ontology annotation, molecular function: transcription cis-regulatory region binding. Gene Ontology annotation, biological process: cell differentiation; regulation of DNA-templated transcription. The coding region runs from base 82 to 327 and encodes 81 amino acids. The record is from RefSeq and is a predicted model, not a curated record. The transcript is spliced from 3 exons. Gene Ontology annotation, cellular component: nucleus. Lineage: Eukaryota; Viridiplantae; Streptophyta; Magnoliopsida; Fabales; Fabaceae.
AUUCAAAUUCAAAUUACUAUAUAUAGUAUAUACUUUCCUGCAGCCUCUGCCACCACCAGGUAGAUAGCUAAAUACGUAAGUAUGGAGUCCCAAAAUAAGGCAAAAAUCUCUCCAACCACAAGUCAAACCUCUCAAGAAGUGAGCAGUGAAACGGAUUUCAUAGAGAUGAGUGAACAAGAGGUGGAUCUUAUACGCAGAAUGCACGACUUGGUUGGAGAUAGAUGGAAUUUGAUAGCAGGUCGCGUUCCAGGUCGCAAAGCAGAAGAAAUUGAGAGAUUCUGGACUAUGAGACAGUGCUCCUCAUGCCAACAGAAAUCAUCAAAGUAAAGCAAAUUAAAUUUAGGAUUAAGAAUCUUGUUUUGGUUAUUCAGAUUAUUAUUAUUUUUGGAAUAGGGUUUAUUUUGAAUUAUUCGUAUUACCUCUCUAGUUGAAAGAGUUUGAAUUUUAUUAGUUUUGUAUACUUUGUACCCACAAAAUAAUAUAUCUAUUUAAGUAUA